AUGCCCCCCGCCCAUCCCCGCUCCGGCAACCCUCCCUACCCGUCCGCGUCCGCCCCCGCCUCCUCGCCCCCGUCCUCCUCCCCGUCCUCCUCCUUCCCCGCCGCCGACCCCCCCGCGCCCCGCCUGCCCCACGCCCACGCCCACGCCCACGCCCACCCUGCAGCAGCAGCAGUAGCAACCGCCAGGGAUCGGCACCCCCGGCUCCAUCAGUCCCCGUCCACGAGCGCCCACCCGCAACAUCCUCCCCCCACCUGGUUCUUCCCCUCCUCCUCCACCUCCUCCACCUCCUCUCCCCCCUCCACUUCCCUCCCCCACUCCGCCUCCACCACCACCAGCACCACCGCCGCCGCCGCCGCUGCGUCCGCGUCCGCCUCUGCCUCCACCCCGACCUCCAUCUCCUCCUCCACCCUCGCCUCCUCCUCCUCCGCCUCCGCCCACUCGCGCUCCAACUCCGCCCAGGCCCAGCCCCAUCCUCCGCCCCAGCCCAUGAUCGGCCCCCCGCCCUCCUUCUACGACCCCGACACCGCCGCGCCCCAGCCCCCCGCCCCCGACUACGCCCAGUGGCUCGCCGAGCACUACUCCCCCAGCACCGCCCACCACCAGUACCCCGCCUUUGCACAUGCCGCCCCACAGUCGGGCCCCUACGAUCCCCAUCAGCAGCACCUCCAUCUCCACCAGCAGCAGCAGCAGCAGCAACAACUCCAUCAGCAGCAUCAGCAGCCGCUGAUGAACCAGUACCAGUUCGUCGCCUCCCAUCCCCACCCCGGAAAAGACGACGCGGACCCCGGCGCCUACGCCGCCUAUUUUGCCCCCGCUUCCGCACCCGCGUCCGCGUCCGCGUCCACCGCCGCCGCCGCCGACACCGGCCUCCCCACGCGCUUCGUGCAUCAUCCCCAGUCCCAUCAACAGUCGCACCAACAGCAGCAGCAUCACCAACAGCAGAUCCAGCACGCGAGACAGGCACAUCACCAGCACCAGCACCAACAACAACACCAACAACAGCACCACCAACACCAACAACAGCAGCAGCACCACCAACAACAACAACAGCAGCAGCAGCACCAGCAGCGCUCGCGCGGCGCGGAGGCGCUGCAGGAGUACGACGGCGCGGGCGAUCAGCAGCUGUAUUACCUCCUGAACGGCGGGUACGGACCCGCCCCCGCAUCUGCAUCCGCCGGCGGCGGCGGGUCUGGGCCGUCUGGGUCCGGGUCCAAUGCCGGCGCGACGCCGCAACAGCACCAACAACACCAGCAUCAGCAACAACAACGCCAGCAGCAGGGCGCGUACACCCCGCACUCGGACGCAGGCACGCUCACGACGCAGCCUUCGACGACGUCCGUGGCGUCUGCGGCGUCGGCAGCGUCCGUAGCGUCCGUAGCGUCCGCGUCGGUGUCGCCCGUGUGGGGUGCCAUGGCGCUCGGGGGGAGCCCCGGCGUCGGGCUGGGCAUCAGCUCUGGCGUCGGCGUCGGCGUGGGGCUGGGCGGUGUUGGAGGCGGGACGCUGACGGUGCCGUCGAUGGGCCCGUCGGGGUCGGGGUCGGGGUCGAGCGUCGCGUCGACCGCGGUGGGCGCGAUGGGCGCGGCGAGCGCGAUUGGGGCGGAGGCGGCGUUUCGGCCUGGGGUGGGGAAGCGCGGGAGUGGAGGGGCGGGUGGGGGCGCGGCGGGUGCUGGUGCGGGUGCGUCGGGUGCGUCGGGUGCGGGCGCUGCGGGAACGAGUGGAGGGGCGGGUGCCGGUGCGUCGGGUGCAGGAGCGGGAGGGGGAGGGGGGACGGGAGCGGGUGCAGGGAGGCCGCGCGGGGCGGGGGCGGGGGCGGGGGCGGGGAGGGUGCCGCCUAGGAAGAGGCUGCGCGUGGAUGUGAGGGAUAGCGAGACGGAGGAUGAGGAUGAGGGGAUGGGCGGGGGCGGGCAGAUGCAGGUGCAGGUGCAGGUGCAGGGGAUGGGCGGGAUGGGUGGGAUGAGUGGGAUGGGUGGGAUGCAAGGGAUGGGGAUGGGGAUGGGGUUGCCGCAGAGACUGUGA
Heterobasidion irregulare TC 32-1 is the source of this 2016-nucleotide messenger RNA. RefSeq lists its product as uncharacterized. NCBI's taxonomy places the organism in Eukaryota, Fungi, Basidiomycota, Agaricomycetes, Russulales, Bondarzewiaceae. The record is from RefSeq and is a predicted model, not a curated record. The transcript is spliced from 2 exons. The coding region runs from base 1 to 2016 and encodes 671 amino acids.